ACAAAUGGUCCGGCCACCUGUGACCGGCGCACCGUCAUCUCAUGCGUGGGUGCACUCCUGGGGCUUAGCGUGCACGGCGGGGCCGUCGACGCGGGCAGCAGCGGCGCUCAAAGAAAAUCUCUCGUUUUCGUCCGGUCUCCACGACAAAUAUGCAGCGCUCGGUGGUAUAAACCGGACCGGGUGGGGUGGGGUGGGGCUCGGAAAUCACAUCGCCGUGCAGUCUGAAGUUCACACGCGCGGCGUCUUCUUCCUCGCGACCUCGCCCGUCCAGCAACGAGCCCGGGAUCGGGAGAAACAAGCAAGCCUCCCAUGGCGCUCGCGAAGGCCAAGGAGAUCGUCGCCUCCACCCCUGUUGUCGUCAUCAGCAAAACUUAUUGUCCUUUCUGCACCCGAGUAAAGCAACUGCUAGCACAGCUGGGGGCGAAUUACAAGGCUGUUGAAUUGGAUGUGGAAAGUGAUGGAUCUGAUUUGCAAUCAGCUCUCGCUGAGUGGACGGGGCAGAGAACUGUUCCGAAUGUCUUCGUUAAAGGAGAGCGUAUCGGUGGCUGUGAUGCGACCAUGGCAAUGCACAACGGUGGGAAGCUGGUGCCUCUGCUGACGGAGGCUGGAGCAAUUAGUGCCCCCCCCCCCCGGCACUGCAACUCCGUCUCUGUAGACAGCAUUCUGCUCGUUUGGUGGUUACAUGCAAUUGUUGUACUACUACUGUGGUUGUUGUAAAGUAAAGGUGAAUGAUGUGUUUCAUCGACCUGAAUCGCUUCUUGAUGUUGACUGUAAUUGUAGCUUUUGGUGGCUAUCAAGCCUCUCGGUAAAUCUUCAGACACCAAUAAAUCAUCUGUCCUGCUAGUUGAAUGUGUACGACUCUGUGCCCUAUCAGUAAAGGGGCCCUGUGAUUUGUGUUGGUACAA
Molecule: messenger RNA, 905 nt
Organism: Panicum virgatum (switchgrass)
Lineage: Eukaryota; Viridiplantae; Streptophyta; Magnoliopsida; Poales; Poaceae
Product: glutaredoxin-like
Exons: 4
Coding region: 310-717 (135 amino acids)
Biological process (GO): cellular response to oxidative stress
Cellular component (GO): cytoplasm
Molecular function (GO): glutathione disulfide oxidoreductase activity
Source: RefSeq, a predicted model, not a curated record